Chrysochloris asiatica (Cape golden mole) is the source of this 348-nucleotide messenger RNA. Its product is annotated as cdc42 effector protein 5-like. The record is from RefSeq and is a predicted model, not a curated record. The transcript has 2 exons. The coding region runs from base 1 to 348 and encodes 115 amino acids. Lineage: Eukaryota; Metazoa; Chordata; Mammalia; Afrosoricida; Chrysochloridae.
AUGCCCGUGCUGAAGCAGCUGGGUCCGGUGCAGCCCAAGACACGACUGGAGCGAGGCGCGCUGUCCAUCUCGGCGCCACUCGGCAACUUCAGGCACAUGCUGCAUGCGGGGCGUGGCAGCGACGCCUUUGGGGACACCUCGUUCCUGAGCCGCGACGGCGGAGGGCCGCCCCCUGAACCCCGGGUGCCGUCGGCGGGAAUCCCGCGCUGCUCACCGCUGCCUGCUGUCCUGCAGACCCCCGCGCCCGCGCUCCGAGCGCCCGCUGACCCGCUACUGUCCUUCCACCUGGAUCUGGGCCCUUCCAUGCUGGACGCCGUGCUGGGCGUCAUGGACGCGGGGAACUUUUAG